AUUCUGAAAUUUUCUCGGAAGUCCUACGCCACUGACGGCUUUAUAUCUUGACGGUUAGGGGAAAGCCAGACGACAACAAGAAGCGCACGAGACAUCACAAACAGGUCAGCGGGAAGCUCGUCUAAUUGAGGUAAACGUGAUCUGCAGAAUGAACAGAGCGCAGAUCCAGCCUUGGAGGUGUUUGGAUCAGUGCUGUCAGUUGAUUGACUGGAGCUUUACCAUGCCUGUUGCCUCCACCAGGAAAGAGCCUGUGCCCCAGAUGUUGGACGCGAUGAGCGACAGCACCACCAGCUCCACCACAGCCAAUGACUUGGACCUCAUCUUCCUCAAAGGCAUCAUGGAGAGUCCUCAGGUGUGGAACACACACAAAUACUCACUAAAUUACAUCAAUAAUUAAAAUGGACUGGAUUAAAAUGUGUGUGUCGGUG
Anarrhichthys ocellatus (wolf-eel) is the source of this 428-nucleotide messenger RNA. Its product is annotated as MAGUK p55 subfamily member 2-like. NCBI's taxonomy places the organism in Eukaryota, Metazoa, Chordata, Actinopteri, Perciformes, Anarhichadidae. The record is from RefSeq and is a predicted model, not a curated record. The transcript is spliced from 4 exons. The coding region runs from base 149 to 397 and encodes 82 amino acids.